Molecule: messenger RNA, 1601 nt
Organism: Dreissena polymorpha
Lineage: Eukaryota; Metazoa; Mollusca; Bivalvia; Myida; Dreissenidae
Exons: 7
Coding region: 1-1299 (432 amino acids)
Source: RefSeq, a predicted model, not a curated record
AUGGACAUACUCUUAAACCAAGUUCCACAACUGCCACAUCUUAUUCUCAUUUGUACUCUUCCGGUUCCGGAUGUGAAGCGGGACACAGUGUGGCUUAUCGUGCUAAUUGUACUCUGUGGCGUCCUAAUCAUCAGCAUUGUCGUUGUCUGCUGCCUCCACUACCACUGCAAACUCGCGGAGAAGAGAAAAGCCCGAGAGAAGAAGAUUCUUAUAACAGACGAUCAUCCCCUGGGCGAGAUGUCCAUCUCACUUGACGCACCCCCGGGCAUGGACAGGGCUGUCGAACACCCUUACCUGGAGAUAGGGCGUGACACUUAUCAGCCGCCUCUGAGAAAAAAGAAAAACAGAGACGUCCUGAACCCGAUUGCCGAGAGCUCCAUGAUCCUUGACUUCAAGCAUCGCUCCUGGCCCUCCCGCGGAAUAGAUACAUUGGAGAACACGGAUCCUUUCACGGAAAUGGACAACGGGAUGCUGGACAAUGGAGCGGUGGUGCCGAUAAGCCCGGCUGGCAGUAAAGCCGUGAGCCGAAAAUCUCAGAGACAGAAGUCCUUCACCUUCGGCGAAAUCACACCCUACGGUGAGAUCAAGUCGCCAAUACGCCCGUACAUGAACGGUGACGUCAAGAAACCGUACCCCGCGAUCAUGGAUAGGGCCAUGUCUCCGGAGACGGCGAUGGAAGUUCGGACGCUAAAAAGUGAAAAGAGCUUCCAUAGCGUUCGAGCUAAGAGUGAACACGGGAAGAGCGUCCGCGCUCCUAGCGUUAGAGCUCCGAGCGUUAGAGCCCCGAGCGUUAGAGCCCCGAGCGUUAAAGCAUUGAGUGUUAGAGCUCCAAGCGAGAAAGGCCCAGGCGAUAAGGGCCCGAGUUUCGCAUCGGUGAAACGAUCGAAGACGCCUGGCUCGCAUGUGAGGAGAGUCAAGACUCCGGGGGUACGAAGCAGCAAGGUUGGGACCGCGGUUCCGAGGCUGCAAAGGGCCGCCACUAGCACGAAGAUUGGGAGCAUCACCACGAGACGUGGAGCGGCCCCGCCAUCUCCCCGGAAGAAGAUGACGAGGAGCAAUACCAUGACGGUUGACACGCGGACUUAUGACUCAAACAACGAAGGUAUGGCAAACUUUCUGGAGGGAGAAACCAACUGGGGCGCCACCUCGGACGCCGGAAAAUCACAACGAUCCGCAAGGACAAAUAGGACCAGCAACACCGCCAAGUCCAACGCCACUUCCCGCGCCUCUCCAAGAAAAUCUAUACAACCGAAGAUGACAGGCAUCCCUAAUUACUUCAAGGCUAUUUCUGUAUCUUAACAAACUGUGUUAGUUUUACUCGUACCCCGUCUAAGAGAAUAUUGUUUUUACUCCCAUUUAAUUCUUUUUAAAUAGACAUUGACUUACAAAAUAUAUUUUAAUAUGUGCCUUAAUUACAUAAGGGCUACUUAUUUAUCUUAACAAAUCAUGUUGGGUGUGUUAUAUCCUUUUUGGAGCAAAUUGUUUCUACUACCGUUGUGCAUUGUACUGUUUGCGUUUUUUUUGGAUAGAUCUUGACUUGUUUAAUUAAAAUUAUAUGAGGAUAUGUGUUUAGUUCUUAUGAUUCAAUAUAUGGUUGCACU